Messenger RNA from Solanum dulcamara, 933 nucleotides. RefSeq names its product ethylene-responsive transcription factor LEP-like. Lineage: Eukaryota; Viridiplantae; Streptophyta; Magnoliopsida; Solanales; Solanaceae. The transcript has 2 exons. The record is from RefSeq and is a predicted model, not a curated record. Gene Ontology annotation, biological process: regulation of DNA-templated transcription. The coding region runs from base 1 to 933 and encodes 310 amino acids. Gene Ontology annotation, molecular function: DNA binding; DNA-binding transcription factor activity.
AUGGAUUUGAUGAAAUCAUCCACUUCUUCAUCAACUAAUAAGAGCACAAAACCAAGAAAGAACAAUGUUGCUAGUACUCAAAGUGUCAAACAAAAAGCAGAGGAACAACAGAGCAAUUUUCGAUAUUUGGGAGUGAGACGAAGGCCAUGGGGACGAUACGCUGCGGAGAUAAGAGAUCCAAAUACAAAAGAAAGGCAUUGGCUUGGAACAUUUGACACUGCUGAAGAAGCUGCUUUGGCUUAUGAUAGAGCUGCACGUUCCAUGCGUGUUAACAACAAAUCUAACAAACCAAUUCGGACUAACUUUGUCUACUCUGACAUGCCACAUGGCAAUUCGGUUACUUGUAUAGUUUCUCCGGACGACGAAUCACAUCAUCAUCAUCACCAUUACCACCACCAACAACAACAAUUAUUGGUCUUUGGUCAGACCGACAAUGCUCCUGUUCCUAACGUCGAAUACGGGGCCCACUUCAAUCAUUUUUCCAUCAGCGACAUGAAUAAUGUCGGAGGCAACUGUGGUGGUGAUGGUGAUGGUGGAGAUUUUGCGUUACAACAAUACUAUAACCCCAACUACGACACGCAUAUGGAAGGUGGUUACAGGUACGAUAGUAACAAUACUACAUCAACAGAAUUGCCACCAUUGCCAGAGGAUAUAACAAGCAGUGGCAACUUCUGCUACUUGAGUGAUCAAAGUAGUCGAUUUCCAACAACAACAAUUUCAGAAAUGGGAUUUAACAGUAGCAAUGGCCUUUUGAAUGAUAUGAUAAUUGAUACAAAUAAUGAAUAUCAAUAUGGAGGAAGUACAAUCACUACAACAAGCAGUACAACAACAACAGCAACAGCUGGGAGUUUUAACUAUUUUGGUUUUGAUGAUUGUUUACAGCCACUGCAAGAUGAAUCCAACAAUAACAGUUUUAGUCAUUGGUUCUCAUAA